UUGCAGAUUGCAAGAGGAGACAACAGAAAGUACCUCAAAGAUGAAGACCUUGACUUCCUUGACAACAAAAAGGUCAAAGUUAUCUAUGUUUCCCCUAAAAAACAAGAAGAAAAGCAAAGAAUCUUCUUCCAAUCAUCAAGAAAAGAACCAUCAUACGAAGAAGAAGACAUCCAAGAACCAUCACAAUCCAAGUCAUCAACACUUGAUACAGAACAUAAAGAGAUUUAUGCAGCCAAAAUCUCCAUUUUUACAGAGAGAUUUCUCAAGCCAGCUCGAUUCAAGAACUCAGAAGUCUUCAGGCGCCUAAGAACAACAUAG
Messenger RNA from Trichomonas vaginalis G3, 318 nucleotides. RefSeq lists its product as uncharacterized. Lineage: Eukaryota; Parabasalia; Trichomonadida; Trichomonadidae. The record is from RefSeq and is a predicted model, not a curated record. The transcript has a single exon.